AGUAGGUUUCGUAAAUUCGCCACCCCCCCCAGCUCAUCAGAACAGAGACCCUCCCUCCUGGAAAAAAACACACAGAAUACAGAACAGCUGAACCAGCUCGGUCCUCAGACACGUCUUUAUCAAAACAAGAUGAAGAAGUUCCUGUUGUUGCUUCUCUUCUGUCACGUCUCAUCUCCAGUGAAACACUCACUCAAGUUUUUCAUCACUGCAUCUUCUGGAGUCCCAAACUUCCCAGAGUUUGUGGUUGCUGCAAUGGUGGAUGAACUUCUGAUGGGUUACUGCGACACCAAGAAAAAGAUACUAGAACCCAAACAGGACUGGGUGAAAAUAUUUUUAGAAAACAGUCCUCAGCAGUUGGAGUUUUACACUCAAAGAUGUUUUGAGAUUGAGCCAAACGUCUUCAAAGCCCAAAUAGAUCACUUCAAGCAACGCUUCAACCAAAGUGGAGGUGUCCACAUUCUCCAGAGGAUGGCUGGCUGUGAGUGGGAUGAUGAGACUGGAGAAGUCAAUGGUUUUAAUCAGUAUGGUUAUAAUGGAGAAGACUUCCUAGCAUUGGACCUGAAGACAUCGACAUGGAUCGCUCCGAAACCACAGGCUGUCAUCAUCAAACAAAGAUGGGAUGCUGAGAUAUCUAAAAUAAAACACGUUAAGAUUUUCCUCACUGAGAUGUAUCCUGAAUGGCUGAAGAUGUAUUUGGACUACGGCAAGAGCUCUCUGCUGAUAAAAGGUAGAAUUACAUUUCCUGAUGUAGUUUCAUGAACACAACAAUGUUCAUACAGUCUGCUCAGACUGAACUGCCAUUUUAUUAUCACUCCAAUCAGUCUGACAUCACCUUCUUUUUGGCCGUUUUCUGU
Molecule: messenger RNA, 854 nt
Organism: Sander lucioperca (pikeperch)
Lineage: Eukaryota; Metazoa; Chordata; Actinopteri; Perciformes; Percidae
Product: major histocompatibility complex class I-related gene protein-like
Exons: 3
Coding region: 130-759 (209 amino acids)
Biological process (GO): immune response
Cellular component (GO): external side of plasma membrane
Source: RefSeq, a predicted model, not a curated record